Messenger RNA from Uloborus diversus, 1459 nucleotides. RefSeq names its product UDP-GlcNAc:betaGal beta-1,3-N-acetylglucosaminyltransferase-like protein 1. The record is from RefSeq and is a predicted model, not a curated record. NCBI's taxonomy places the organism in Eukaryota, Metazoa, Arthropoda, Arachnida, Araneae, Uloboridae. The transcript is spliced from 12 exons. The coding region runs from base 2 to 1051 and encodes 349 amino acids.
AAUGACGAGUAACAAGAUUGAUGUUUCCAUUAUUGUACCUGUUUAUAAUGGAGACUUAUGGUUAGAAGAAUGUUUAACUUCUGUUGUGGCUCAAGAUUUUCCCAGAUCUUUAGAAUUAUCUGUUUUUAAUGAUGCUAGUAAUGAUAAAUCUAUGGACAUUUUAACAUCAUGGUCAAGUAAAAUUAUACAAAGAGGAAUCAAAUAUACAUUAGUUAAUUCAUUAAAUUCUCAUCCAAAAGGAGUGGGCUAUGCAAAAAACAAAGCUGUUGAACAAAGUACUGGAGAAUACCUGUGUUUUUUGGAUUGUGAUGAUGUUAUGAACAGAUCAAGAAUUAGGAAGCAGUAUGAAGCUUGCUGUUCUAGAGAUGAUGCAAUAGUUGGGUGUCAAUUUCAUCGAGAACCUCCCGAUUCAACUCCAAGAUAUGUUCAAUGGGCAAAUAAUUUAGAAUCUAAGCAACUUUAUAUUCAGAUUUAUACUUCAUUUGGGCCCACAAUUGUCAUGCCAACAUGGUUCUGCCAUCGUAGUGUGUUCAAGAAAGUGAAAGGGUUUAGUGAAAAGGGAAAAGGGACACCAGAAGAUCUUUUAUUUUUUUAUGAACACUUAAGACUAGGAGGUAAUUUGCUGAGAGUUGAAGAAGAUUUACUUUUAUACAGAUAUCAUCUUGCUGCGACUACAUUUUCAGUUACAGAGGAAACUCUAUGGGAAAUAAGAAUGCAGGAACUGGAGAGAAAUGUUCUCACAAAAUGGAAAAAAUUUACGAUAUGGAAUGCAGGAAAACAAGGCCGGAAGUUUUUCCGAUCUCUUUCACAAGUUAAUCGAUUGAAAGUACAAGCCUUUUGUGAUGUUGACUUUAAGAAGUUAGAAAAGGGAGUUUACAUCCAUGAAGAAAGUAAGCUUCUUCCUAAACCCAAAAUUCCUAUAGUUCAUUUCACAAAAGCUGAUCCUCCAUUUAUACUUUGCAUCAAAAUUGAUAUGACUGGUGGAAAUUUUGAGAAAAAUUUGACAUCUUUGAACUUAACAGAAGGAAUAGACUACUACCAUUUUAGUUAAUAUUUUGAGUCUAGAUUAGUAUAAAACAAUUUAAGAUUUCAAACGUUUUAGUUUGAUUUUUGUUAACAGUACUGAAAUAACUAAUUUUACUAUAUUUGCAAUAUCAAGAAAUAUUUCUGCUAUAUUACUGAAACAAAAAGCUUUAUACAGUCAACUCUUGAUAACUCAGAGCCUUAAACCUGAAUAUUCCCUUUUCUCCAGUUUAUCAUUAGGGCCCUAACUCUUUAAAGGCUUUGGGAACUUUCCUUAAGUCUAAGGUUGUAACCGGUACCCUGGGACUUCGAGCUAUCAAUAGUUGACUGUAUUGCAAUUUAAAUUUGAAACCUAGAAAAUUUUGUAAGCACAACAGUUCAAAAAUUUUAUGUUAAAGAAAAUUUAGUAUACAAUUUAUUGUAUAUGAAGUAUGUA